AUGUAAUUUUUAGUUUAGUUGCUGGAUCUUGUGGUUUAUCUUAAUGUUAAGAUCUAAAGACAAAAUCACCAAUUAAAUAUUAUGAUUAUGUAAUUAUAGGUAGAUAUGUUGGAGAUAGUGAUUUUACAAAAAUAUAUUUGGUUACUCAGUCUGGAUAAGUAAUUAAAGGAUUAAUAAUAAAUAUCCAUUAAAAGUAAAGGUCCUGCUCUCCACCUAAAUCUUAUAAAAAUCACUUUAUGCGAAAAUCCUAUGCAAUUACCCCCUGUAGAUAAACCUUGUUCAUUUAGGAUUCAGCAGUAGAUGAAUUAAAGAUGUGCGAUAGAAGUGAAAUAUUUAGUAAUGGUUAUUAAUUUUAUAUAUAGAAGGAGAUUGUACAAAAUCAUCUGUUGAUGGAUGUUCAGCUGGGUAUAUUUAUUAUAGAUUACAUUAUAUAGAUAUGUUAUCAUUAACAAAGAGAAUAGAAUAAAAACUAAGAGUUGGAUAUACUCUCAUAGUUUAAGAUUAUGA
Paramecium sonneborni is the source of this 507-nucleotide messenger RNA. The record is from the annotation of a GenBank genome assembly. NCBI's taxonomy places the organism in Eukaryota, Ciliophora, Oligohymenophorea, Peniculida, Parameciidae.